This is a messenger RNA of Pararge aegeria (speckled wood butterfly), 5213 nucleotides long. Its product is annotated as protein bunched, class 2/F/G isoform-like. Gene Ontology annotation, biological process: regulation of transcription by RNA polymerase II. The transcript has 4 exons. NCBI's taxonomy places the organism in Eukaryota, Metazoa, Arthropoda, Insecta, Lepidoptera, Nymphalidae. The record is from RefSeq and is a predicted model, not a curated record. Bases 216 to 3344 code for a protein of 1042 amino acids.
GCCAUGUUGCUGCCGUCUGAAAGAUGUUCACAUCUGUGUGUGUUUACUAAUGAAUUUUAAGAACUUUAUCAGCCAAAUUUCUGUGUUUGUGAAAUUGUGAGUGUAGAAUGGUUUUAUAUUACAUACAUAUUUGUGAUUGAAAAGUCUGUCAAAUGUCUCUGAGGCCAAUAAACAGUGAAAAUUUCUUUAGGUAGUCAUUCGAGUCAGACGGCAUAAUGGCUGACAAUCUGAUUCAAAAGUCACAUAAAACUAGUGAAAAAAACAAGUAUAACAACGUCGUUCAUCGCACUACGAGUGAAUCCCUUCGACUGAACGAGUCGGAGAAGGGAGUGACUCACCCGACGAGUCUUCAAUCCACCCAUAACCCAAGGAAAAUAUCUUCCUUUCAGAUAACCAGUGUGACGGUUGGCUCUCGGGUGAGCACUGAUGCUGGCGAGGACUCUGCGGACGAUCUUGAUGAAUCUCACACCGACGACAUCUCAAGGGUGACCGACAUAGAGAAUGAAACGCCGAGCUACUCGGAAGACACCUUUUCAAAAGACGACGUAUUCUACAACGCGUCUAGUGCAUCGCUAGGCUGCGCCCCCGUCAUUCCGACCAGCUCGCAGUACGGGCUCGCUAUCGUCGGCCAGCCCGACGCGAACCCCCAGCUAGGAGCAGCAGUGCCAAAUAGUAAUAAUACCGAAGUGAAUGACAUGCACGUCAGCGUGCCGAACGCCGGCACUGGCAGUAUCAUCAACCUCAUAAGCAACUCCAAACCGCAGGAAGGUAUGAAGGAGAUACAAGAACAUGUGCGGAAUGAAAGAUUUAAAGUAGUUAAAAUCGAAAGCACUGAACCUUUCCGUCGUGGCAGGUGGAUGUGUAUGGAUUAUCUCGAUCAUACUACAACCCAGCAGAAUGCUCCAAUUACUCUCAACAACAACUUGGAUGUCACAGAGACUAACACGUUGCAGGCCCCGGACAGCGGUGUUGUCAUAAACGAUAGUCAACAUGAUGAUAUGUGUAAUGAUUUGUCCAACAAAGGGCCUAAAGAUCCAGUUAGUGUUGUACAGCAAAUGGACCAAGGUGUUCAGAAACAAUUUCCUAUGGCUUCCCCGGGACAAUCUUUGACCCAACCUAUUAAUAUAGUUCAACAGCAAAUGCCUGUUACUCAAUCAGUGUCAGUGCAGUCUCCUCCUCUAGAGAUGCCACAGCAAAUGCCAAAUCAAAACAUGCAGAACAACCAGCAAGUUGGCCAGCAGCAUCCGCAAAGCAUGACCCACAUCACAAUGCAGAAUGCGCCACAGAGUCAUCCUCAGCCACAACAGCAACAGCAGGUUCAGCAAAUCCCUCAAAGCUAUCCCCAACACCAGAUACAACAAGUGAUUGCACAGUCGCAAGCAAUGGCGCAGUCCCAAGGGAUUGCUAUGCAACAAAUACCCAUGCACCAGCAAAUGCCCCAGCAGAUGCAGCAAAUUCCUAACCAGCAAAUGCAACAGAUGGGUCAGCAUUUGCCUCAGGCUCAGCUUACUAACAUGCAAUUACAGCAGCAGAUGCCACAAAUGCAAGGCAUACCUAACCAGGGACAAUUAACUCAAGUGACUGGGCAGCAACCGCAAAUGCAACAAAUUCAAAUGCAGCCUAUGCAAGGCCAGCCGAACCAGCAGCAAAUUCAUCAGAUGCAGCAAGCACAGAUCCCUAAUAUUGGACAAAGUCAUCACCUACAGGGCCAACAAGCGAUGGGCACACAGCAAGCUCAACUUCAACAUUUGUCUAGUCAAGCGCAAAUGCAGGCGUUGCAGAAUCAACAAAUGCCAAAUCACAUACAACAAAUGCAAAUAGCACCCCAAUUAUCUGCUGCUAAUCAACAGAUAUCCCAAAUGCAAUCUCAAAUGCACCAGUUGCCAUCUCAACCGCAACCGGGAAUGCAUCCACAGAUGCAACAGCAAGGAAUGACUGUUGCACAGCCACAGUACAACCAAGCAGUUAAUCAGCAACCUAAUCCCCAGUCAAUGAUCAAUGCUACAAUUCCAUCAUCUCAGCAGCCAAUGGUUCAACAACAACAUAAUGUUCCUCAGUAUCAUGCGCAGCAAUCGCAGAUGUCUCAGCAGGGACAGACCUUGCCACAAGAGGUGUUGACUAGUAUUGUUACAUCACAACAAGGUGCAACUCUGCCUUCAAAUCUACAGAGUAUGGCUACUCAACCUCAAGGCUCUACAUUGCCGGCUAAUCUCCAGAUGGGUGGACAGCAACAAGCUCCCGUGCACACCAUGGCUCCACAGCAAGGAAGCAUGCAACAAGGAAACAUCCAACUUAUGACAGCCCCUCAGAACAUGCAAAUGACUCUAGAUGGGAAUCAGCCCAGUAUGCAGAUGCCUGCCUCAGAUCCUAUUUUUAUCCAGCCACCCAAUGUUGGUCAACAAAUGCCCACACAUAUGACUCAGCCACAAAAUAUGUUGCAACAGCAAGUGAGUGGACAGGGCCAGAUGGGUGGAGUGCAAUAUGUUCCUAAUCAACCUGUGGCACAGAUGUCUAUGGGUCAACAGAAUAUUCCCAUGUCUAUGCAGCAGAGCAUGCCAGUUGGUAUGGGUGGAGGUGUUCAUGCAAAUGUAGUUCAAUCUCAGACUAGUAUGGGUCUUGGAUAUGGUGGUGUGGUGCCUGUAAUGUCUCAGAGUAGUGUGGCUCCUGUAGAGGCAACCGUGUCAGGAACUAACUCGCCAGUUGUGUCAAUGCCAGUCAGUUCUACAGCGUAUGUGACCAACACAGCCCAGCCGGGACAUGACAGUCAGGGCUUUGGUAGCCCAGUGAGUGCAGUGGUGUCUCAUUCAAUCAGUGGCGCAGUAGUGAGCAAUGUGAAUGUGAAUGCGAGUGAUAGUGGUGCUCCAGAUGUGGCUCCGGAUGGCCUGCAGGUUGGUGACACUGGGGAUGGCAAGGAGGACUCACAGGCCGCUCCGCCUCCUGAGGAUGAAAGCAUCAGCGACUUGGCGUUGGCGCUGGGUGGCAGCGGCACCGGCAGCCCUACGGCAGUGGACGCGCGCGGUUCAUCCGCGACCUCCCGCGCGCCCUCGCCACCGCCUUCUGAAAGACAGCAGCAUACAAGCGCAUCAGGCACAAGCGCCGUGGCUAUCGACAACAAGAUCGAGCAAGCUAUGGAUCUGGUUAAGAGCCACUUGAUGUUCGCGGUGCGCGAGGAAGUUGAAGUGCUGAAGGAGCGCAUCGCAGAACUCAUGGAGCGGAUCAACCAGCUGGAGGUGGAGAACAGCUACCUGCGCGCGCACGCCAGCCAGGACACGCUGGCGCAGCUGCCGGCGGCGGGCAGCAAGCCGCCGCCGCAGCCGCAGGGCCCGCAGCCGCCCGUGUCGUAGGGCGCCGCGUGACUCCGCCGCGCGGCUCCCGCGGCCCCCGCUCUCGGCGACCCAGGGAGUCGCCAUGGCUGUGCUAUGUUAAUUCGUGUGUCGAGACGGAUCGGCCCCGCGCCGAGGGACACAGAGGCGCGCGCGCCCGCCGUCGUCGCCACCACAAUAAUCGAUAUCGUACGCCAUACUAUUACACCAUUACUCGUAUCUAGUUAGCGCAUCACCCGCUCCGAGCGGCCGCGCUCGGCGAGCUUCGGUAUUAUGCUUGGAUUCAUAGACGUAUAUUUUCCCGUUAUUUAAUCUUUAGGGUGCAGAAUUUCGUGCUAAGCGCGCCACGCUUCCGCUAAGCCUCUCGGCGACGAGCCUCUACAGUGUCGACGUAACUAAUUUAAACAUUUUCCGUUCGGUCCACGUCUGGGCACCGGCAUCCGUAACGUAACUAAUAGGUACUCCGCGUAAGAAAAUAUCUCAUAAGUCGUGUGUUUAUAUGAUAGAUGUAAUAAAAUAGUUAAAAUAAUACUAUACGCAUUGAACAAUGACUGUUAAUUUAUUUUCUAAUCUUUAUAGUGUAUGUAAUUUUUAAGUUAUUUAUCGAGUUUUUUUUAAAACGUGUUACAAUAAAAUGACAUUGUGACCUUGACUCUGCAGUUGUUUAUGGAAUAAAUAAUAAUGAAUAUUACGUAUUUUAGGUUUUAUCCAUGAGUUUGAAGAGAUUCUUAGAAAUGAACGAGUGCUUCUGAUGACCGCUGAAUGAGUAUUGAUCCUUAAAUGUAUCCUAGUUUAAUAUCGUUAAAGACAGGCGUUUUUGUUCCAUUACAUAAAAAAACUGAUAAUUUUAUGAAUCUAGACCACAGCCUGAUAAUAGUGUACAAGCUGACAUUUUUGUAAUUUCAUGUGUCAUUUCACCACAAAAUAAGUUGGAGUUCUAUUUAUAUUGUACAUCUAGGUAGCUGUAAGAUUUCUACCUUAUUUCGGUAAACAUACAAACAUUGAAAGAUUCCACCACUAGUGAAUGAAUUAACUCUGUUCAAUAAUAAAAAAAAGUCAUUAUGUUUUCCAUCAGUAUUCCUCCCAAACAAAGUUCAUAUCACCCUUCAGGCCCCUUUAAGUUAAAUGAUCUGUUAGUUGAUGAAUGUGUGAUGUUUCAUUUAGUCGUAUACUAUUAAUGAAUACAGUUAACUUAAUGUUCGGAUGUACCAUCAGUAAUUGAUGUUAGUUACUAAAGAGUAAAGAGACGUUUAGAAUGUAGCCGUUUCGAGAGUGUAGCCUCGACAACGCUGGCUUUAGUGGAUUUUGCACGCUGAAACUAAAAAAAAAAAACUAUUUUUAUUCCAACCCUAUAUAAACGAUGAUAGAUAGUGGUUUGAAAGUUGAAAGGCGAUUUACAUUGUAUUUUUUUAAUGAUUAAAAUUGUUUGUAUAUAGUACAAGUCGUAAUAGUUGCGGGUGUAAAUAGUCUGUGUGGGAGACGAAAGGAAUUGUCUCGGUCGGAGACAAGCAGACUCCGUCGGAUGUGUAGUUAAGUUUAACGCUGUAUUUAAAUUUGCUUUAUUGUUUAUCGUUGAAUAAUCGAACAAAGUGGCUGGUCGAUGUGUAGUUAUAGUUUAACUCAGGGACUGUUAGUCCAGCCACUGUGACUAUUUCCUAGUAAAUAAUAUAUAGUAUUUUGUACAAGGCAACAUUACUGCGUAUUUGUAUAGAUGUUCUAUGAGCUCUUUAAUUAUUGUGAAUACUUAUGCAGUAAUUAACUCCAUUUAUUAGAUAUGAAAUUAUAUUAUUAUGAUUCUGAUAUUGUAAAUAUACUGUAAACAGAAUGUCCAUUGUAGCUUAUGUUGACCAAGAUGGUUCCUCGUACCCAAUAAAUGCAAAAUUACUCGAA